UGCUCUCCCUUUUCUUUCUUCCCUCUGUCCCUCUACUUUAAUUUCUUGUUAUUCUUUCAUUAUUUUUCCAUUUCCUAUUAUUCUCCUCUCAUUUGUUCCCCCUGUUCCCUUCCAUUUCCCUCUCUUUCUUUCAUAUCUUCUCCUUUUCCUUUCCUCCUUCUCCUCCUCUUCCUCCUCCUCCUUUCCAUUCCUUUUCCUCCUCUUUCCACUCCCUUUCCUCCUCUUCCUCCACCCCCCACUCCCCCCACCCCUUCUCCCUCUCCCCCCCACAAUGGCGGGCGGGGGGGACACGCGGAGGACGUGGCCGCACCAUCGCAAGUCGCUCUUCUGCAGACUGUGGCGGAGAGGCGUGCUGGGCAUGAUGGCGUCGGCGCGUGUGCUGGUGGUGCGCGGGUCGCUGUUCCUCAACGCCGUCCUGGUGCUGUACCUGUGCCUCUCGUGGCUCUCCACCACGCCCACCACGCGCCUCGUGCCCUCCUCCUCCGCCUUCAGGGGCGUGAGCUCGGCGCUGCCUCUGCCCGCCCUGCCCAUGCCCGGCGCGGCGGAAGGCGCGGAUGAGGGCGUGGCUCCGCUGCCGCUCCUCGUCGGGGCGGGGGGGGAGGCGGCGCCGCCCCCGCUCGCGCAGCAGGGCUCGGCGCCCCUCCACCUGCCGCCCUUGUCGCCCGAGCUGCUGCCCGAGGGCGCCGCCGCCCCCGCCGACAUGUCCCUCGGCGGGCGGAGGACCCUGGGCCAGCGCGUGGCCGACGAGCCGCACCCUGACGGCGGCGCAGGCGGCGCUGCCCCGGGGGCGCUGUCGCCGUCCGCCGCGGGCGCGGGAGGCGAGCCGGAGGAGCCGCCCCGGGAGGUGCAGGAGAGCGCGGGCGUGACGGAGCAGCUGGUGGCGGAGCCGAUCGUGACGGAGCCGCCCGACCCGCCGCUGGACUCGCAGGAGCGCAAGAUGUACGCGGACCUGCGCGAGUGCUCGACGCGCUCGCUGCGCCCGUUCUACCAGCAGCGCGGCGACUACUGGGUGCUCGAGAACUACAUCCCCGCCGCCCUGGCCUUCCGCUGCGACGAGUCCAUCACCUACACCACCCACGGCGACUUCACCUUCCUCGACAAUCUGGAGCCGCUCACCUCCAGGUGGCAGGGCCCUGUGAGCGUGGCGGUGUACGCGCCGGGCACGGACUUCAACGCCACCGUCAGCACCAUCCUGUACCUGCGCGACUGCUGGGCGGAAGGCAUCAAGAAAUACGUGACGUUCCACCUGUUCUUCCACGUCUCGCACACGCCCAAGAAGGUGCCGACGACGGAGGAGCUGCUUCGGCGCAAGACGGACUGCGCGCAGGAGCCGCCGCGCUGGACCAACGUGACCACGUACCGCCAGAAGAAGAAGCUGCUGUACCCCGUCAACGUGGCCAGGAACACGGCGCGCCAGGCGGUGCAGACGUACUUCGUGCUGCCGUCGGACGUGGAGCUCUACCCGUCCGUCAAUUUCAUCCCAGAGUUCUUCAAGAUGCUGAAGAAGCCCGACGUCUCGAACAGCACCAACCCGCGCGUGUACGUGUUCUCCAUCUUCGAGGUGCGGGACAACGUGACGGCGCCCGAGACCAAGGCCGACCUCCAGCGCAUGCUCAAGAAGGGCGACGCCAUCCCCUUCCACAAGAACGUGUGCGCCAAGUGCCAUAACGUGCCCAUGUCGAAGGAGUGGAUCGCCGCGCCGCUGCAGCCGGGGAUGUCCGUGUUCCACGUGGGCAAGCGGCAGCCGCCGUACCACAAGUGGGAGCCCAUCUACGUGGGCACCAACAAGGAGCCUCUCUACGACGAGCGCCUCUCGUGGGAGGGCAAGAGCGACAAGAUGACGCAGAUGUACAUCCUGUGCGUCCGCGACUACGAGUUCCACAUCAUGGACAACGCCUUCCUCGUCCACCGGCCGGGAAUCAAGAAGCUGCACAAGGACCCUUCGCGGGACCGGGUGGUGGCCAAGCAGAACACGGCGAUCCGCACCAAGAUCCUCCCCGAGUACAAGACCAUGUUUGGGUACCGGAAGACCUGCGUUAUUUGAGGAGGGAGACUUCUAGGACGAGGCUGAGUGGUUGGGUGUGG
Molecule: messenger RNA, 2085 nt
Organism: Penaeus indicus
Lineage: Eukaryota; Metazoa; Arthropoda; Malacostraca; Decapoda; Penaeidae
Product: beta-1,4-glucuronyltransferase 1-like
Exons: 7
Coding region: 272-2044 (590 amino acids)
Source: RefSeq, a predicted model, not a curated record